AUGGGCGCCUUCCCCCGGAUCCUCUCGCCUGCUGCUGCUGCAGUUGCGGCUCCUGCUGCUGCUGCUGCUGCUGCUGCUCCUGCAUGCUUUCCAGCUGUUCGUUGCUGCAGCAGCCGUCAUGCCUCCGUCUACAGCAGCAGCAGCAUCAACAACAGCCGCCAGUGCAGCAGAAUCCGCAGCGUGAGCCCUGCAUGCACGUGGGGCUGGCAGCAGCACCUGCAGCAACAGCAGCAGGUGCAGCAGCAGCUGAAGCAGCAGCAGCAGCACGUACAGAAGAAGGAGCUGGUUCAGCUGUUGAAGCAGCGGCGGCAUUUGUUUGAUCUGCCUGCUUCCAUCGUGGGUUGGGGGCAGCAGCAGCAGCAGCAGCAACAGCAGCAGCAGCAGCUGCUGCAGCAUCAAGAGCGCCGGGACAGCGCAGUCUUGGGUUUGUCUGUCCCUUCUUCUUCUGUCUCUUCGUCUGAGGAGACAGUUUCUUGCUGCUGCAUGCAUGCAAACAGCAGCAGCAGCAGCAGCAGCAGCAAACAGCCGGAGGCGUUUCACGCUCGCUUGACUCUGUCUUUAGGGCUUAUAGAAGACGAAUUUGUUUCUAGGGUUUGCUGCUGCAGGUGUACAGACACCUGGCAUAUUUGCAGCAAAGCAGUCGGCUCCAAAGUGUUUAAAGUCCUUAAGAUAGGGCGUCUCUUUCUCACUGAAGUUGCUGCGAGGACUGCUGCUGCAUUUGACCGCCGCGUUGCUGCUGUCUUCCCUAAACCCCCCUCAGCAGCAGCAGCAGCAGCAGCAGCAGCUGCUGCUGCUGCUGCAUCAGCAGCAGCAACAACAAAAGCAACAGCAACGGAGGGAGCACUAAAAGCGUGCAGCAAUCCUAACCCAGAGGAAGCCAAAGGCGCAGCAGCAGCUUCAGAGGGUCGUGUGUCUACAGCAGCGGUGCAGCAGCAGCAGCAGCAGCAGCAGCAACGGCAGCAGCAGCAACAGCAGCAACAGCAGCAGCAGGGAAGUGGCACGACUGAGUGGGUGCUGUCGCCUGGGGCACUUCAAGGUCUGUGGCAGCCCGUAGAUGUUGCGUUGCUGCUGCGCCGACUGGAGAUGCUGCAGCAGCCUCAGUUGGGAGCAGCAGCAACCAAGCCCAGCAGCAGCAGCAGCAACAGCAGCAGCAGCAGCAGCAACACUGCAGGGUUAACGCGUGAGGAGGCCCGCUGUCUCCGCAUGCUCUUGUGCUGCCCUUUGGGGCUGCAGGCGGUGGGGGGGGCUUUCCUUGCUUUCGAUUCUGUGCUGCAGCAGCAGCAGCAGCAAGAGCAGCAGCAAGAGCAGCAGCAGCAGCAGCAGCAGCAGCAGCAGGCCUUGCUGACGGCACUGCGGGACCUGUCGCAUGCGACUGCUUUGGUGGAGUUGACUAGCAGCAAACGCAUGCAGCAGCAGCCCCAAACUGAAGAGUAA
Messenger RNA from Eimeria acervulina, 1434 nucleotides. RefSeq lists its product as hypothetical. Bases 1 to 1434 code for a protein of 477 amino acids. The record is from RefSeq and is a predicted model, not a curated record. The transcript has 5 exons. NCBI's taxonomy places the organism in Eukaryota, Apicomplexa, Conoidasida, Eucoccidiorida, Eimeriidae.